Molecule: messenger RNA, 2853 nt
Organism: Medicago truncatula (barrel medic)
Lineage: Eukaryota; Viridiplantae; Streptophyta; Magnoliopsida; Fabales; Fabaceae
Exons: 3
Coding region: 1-2853 (950 amino acids)
Molecular function (GO): RNA-DNA hybrid ribonuclease activity; nucleic acid binding
Source: RefSeq, a predicted model, not a curated record
AUGCUUUGGUAUCAAAAAUCAAGAGAAAAAUGGGUGAAAUUUGGAGAUAAAAACACUGCUUUCUUCCACACUCAAACCAUAGUUAGAAGAAAGAGAAAUCGAGUACAUAGACUUCAGCUCCCCUGUGGUACUUGGUCUUCCGAUAGUGAUACUCUCCAACAAGAAGCACAAAAUUACUUCAAGCUCUUCUUCACGGCUAGCCAAGACAAUCGUGACCGAACUUUCACUGAAGGUACCCACCUUUCCAUUACUGAAGAGGGGAGAAAUUCCCUAACCGCCCCAAUCACCAAAAAUGAAGUUUAUGCUGCCUUUAACUCCAUGAAACCCUACAAAGCCCCUGGUCCGGAUGGUUUCCAUUGCAUCUUCUUCAAGCAGUACUGGCACAUUGUUGGCAAUGACAUUUACCACAUGGUCCAAACCGCUUUCCAAACAGGUCACUUUGAUCCAGAGAUUUCAAACACUCUCAUUGCACUUAUCCCAAAAAUUGACCCACCCACCACUUACAAAGACUUCAGACCUAUUAGCCUUUGUAAUAUUACUUACAAAAUUAUUACAACGGUCCUGGUUCACAGGCUUCGGCCUAUUCUUACUAACAUUAUUGGUCCCUAUCAAAGCAGCUUUCUGCUUGGUAGGGGCACUGCAGAUAACUCUAUUGUUUUGCAGGAAAUUAUUCAUUUCAUGAAGCACUCUAAAAGGAAGAAGGGUUACGUAGCUUACAAGCUUGACUUGGAGAAAGCUUUCGACAACGUCAACUGGGAUUUCCUAAGCAACUGCCUCCAUGAUUUUGGAUUUCCGAACAUCACCAUCAAGUUCAUCAUGCAUUGCGUAGCUUCUCCUAGUUACUCUAUACUUUGGAACGGGAACAAGUUGCCGCCUUUCAAGCCUUCUCAUGGCCUCCGACAAGGUGAUACGUUGUCCCCUUAUCUUUUCAUCCUUUGCAUGGAAAAGCUUUCAGCUGCUAUCAACUCAGCAGUCGCCCAAGGAAGAUGGGCACCCAUCCAAAUCACCCCUACGGGGCCCCAUUUAUCCCAUCUCCUAUUUGCAGAUGAUGUCCUUCUUAUUUCUAAGGCUAAGACCUCUCAGGUUCAUCUUAUUCAUGAUUUGUUUGAAAGAUUCAGUCAAGCCUCGGGGCUAAGAAUCAACAUUGCUAAAUCAAGGGCAUUUACUCGUCAGGCACUCCUCAUGGUAAAAUCACUAGCCUCACUACAAUAUCCGGAAUCCAAAGCACAUCCUCACUUGGCAAGUAGACUUACUUUAGCAACAUCUGUUUUAUCCUCCAUACCCACCUACUAUAUGCAGAUUAAUUGGCUUCCUCAGAGUAUUUGUGAUAGUAUUGAUCAGACAACCAGAAAUUUCUUUUGGAAAGACACUAACAACAAAGGAGUUAACUUGGUAAAUUGGAAGAAAUUAACUACCCCAAAACAAUCUGGAGGUUUGGGAAUCAGGAGAGCUAGAGAAGCCAACACUUGUCUCCUUGGAAAACUUGUAUGGGACAUGGUUCAAUCAACAAACAAAUUAUGGGUAAACAUUCUUUCCAACAAAUAUACCACAGGGUCAAACAUCCUUCAAGCCACCUGCAGUAGCAACAGUUCACCCACUUGGUCUUCCAUCAUCAAAGCAAAAAAUGUCCUCCGUAAUGGUUAUCUAUGGCGCGCUGGUUCAGGUACCUCCUCCUUUUGGUUCCAUAAUUGGAGCCCCCAUGGACUGAUUGGCUCACACGUUCCCAUCAUUGACAUCCACGAUAUUCAACUCACGGUUAAAGAUGUUUUCACACAUACCGGUCAACACACUCAUGCUCUCUACACUAAUCUGCCUCCAGCAAUUGCAGAUUACAUUAAUAACACCAACUUCAGAUUCAAUGAAAGAAUAGAAAAUACCAUCAUAUGGAGCCAUAAUAUCAACGGGGUAUACACAGCAAACUGCGGCUAUGCUUGGCUACUUCGCAACUCGGAUACUGACACCAAUCCGCUUUCUACCCACUCUUGGUCUUGGAUAUGGAAGCUAAAGUCCCCUGAAAAAUUCAAACUGUUGAUUUGGUUAGCUUGCCAUAACGCCAUCCCGACUAUGUCUCUUCUCGAACACCGUCAUAUGGCCCCUCUUCCACCUGUUCUAGAUGUGGAGAAGACGAAGAAACCAUUAUGCAUUGCCUUCGGAAUUGUCGUUUCUCCUCCAUUAUUUGGCACCGGCUCGGUUUCACGGAUACCGCUUUUUUCAACGAAGCUUUUCCAUCAAGCUGGAUCAAACAACACGCUACCGGUAACAACUCUUCCCUUUUCCUUUCCGGUCUCUGGUGGUCCUGGCGAAACCGCAAUUUACUCCGUAACGGCCCAGUCCUCACAAACUCUGGUUCGUUGGAACAAUAGCAAUUUCUCUGGUGUCGUGUUAAAUGUGGAUGGCAGCUGCUUGGGAGCUCCAAUCCGAGCCGGUUACAGAGGUAUUUUACGAAACUCAGUUGGUUUUUUCCUUCAAGGUUUCUCCGGUUUUAUUGAAGCAACAACGGACAUUUUGUUCGCUGAACUUACGGCAAUUCACAAAGGGUUACUCAUGGCAGCCGAAAAUGGAAUUGAAGAGAUGAUCUGUUACACAGAUUCGCUGCUUUCAGUCAAGCUCCUCACAAACAGUAGCUCCCGCUUCCAUGCUUAUGCUGUUUUAAUUCAAGACAUUCAAGACUUGCUAUUAUCAACAAACUUCUCCAUACAACAUUGUCAUAGAGAAGGAAACCAAUGUGCAGAUUUCAUGGCAAAGCUUGGUGCAAUUUCAAACGAAGAGUUUGCAAGACAUACAACCCCACCUUAUGAUCUCAUUCCUUUGAUUAGAUUAGACGCCAUGGGAACUGCGUUUCCUAGAGCUUAG